AUGGAACCCGAAACCGUCCUCAUCCUCGGCGCAACAGGCAACAUCGGCGUCUCGGCCGUCAAGGCCGCCCUAUCCUCAAACCGCCACGUCCUCGCCAUCGUGCGAAACAAGGACUCCGCUGAUAAACUCAUUCACCAUAUUGGCUCUGGCUCUUCUGAGGGGAUUACGUUCGUCGAGGCAGAUGUCCUUGCGGAUGAUGAGCGCGGUAUUAAGGGCGUUGUGGAGAGAGUAAGCGCUGGCGAGGUGCCGGGGUUUCAGCAUGUUUAUUCUUGUGUUGGCGGCGAGUAUACCACCGACUCCCUCCUCGAUAUCAGCACCGAGCGCCUGCGGUAUAAUAUGAAUGCCAUGUUCGAGGCUGCGUUCUUUGCAUACCGCGCAACAAUCCCCUACCUCCUCGCCCAGCCAAGCCCAACAACCUGGACGCUGUGCACAGGCUCGCAAGGCGACAUCGCAACGCACCCAUUGCCCGCAAUGACGCAGGGCGCGUUGUUCUCCUUUGCGCUUGCUGCGGCGCGCGAGACUGAGGGCACGAAUGUCCGCUUUAAUGAGGUUUACCUGGGGAUGAGGGUUGAGGUUGAUGAGGAGGCUGUUAAGCAUGGGGUUGUUCGGGCGAGUGAGUUUGCGGGGGUUUAUGAGAGGGUUUUAGAGGGGGAUGUGAAGAGCUCGAGGGUUUUGGUUGAAAGUUUAGAAGAUUUGGAGAACUUGAGGGCUGUGAAGAGGUUCUAG
Messenger RNA from Aspergillus mulundensis, 726 nucleotides. RefSeq lists its product as uncharacterized. The coding region runs from base 1 to 726 and encodes 241 amino acids. The record is from RefSeq and is a predicted model, not a curated record. Lineage: Eukaryota; Fungi; Ascomycota; Eurotiomycetes; Eurotiales; Aspergillaceae. The transcript has 3 exons.